CGUGUAGAUGAGUUCUAAUUAUUUCGAAAACUAUUAGAUGAAAAAUGGGGAAAAAGAAGUCAAAUCCUAGGCAGGUCAGCAUUGCUGAAAGAGCGCCCUAUCAGAAGUCAGUUAAAAAUACUGCUCAGGAGCGUUCAAGUGUUUCCGUGCCAAAUACCCGUGAGAAUUUUGAGAGUGUACCGCGUCAACGUGGACGUCCUCGCAAGGUUCCUCUUGAUGAGGCGGCAGCCGUGCGGGAAGAUGACGUUGGCGCCGUCAUCUCCAAGGCCUUGCACCUGGUAAAAACCAACAACAAACCCAUUUUAACUCAGCAGAACGGAUUUUCUCGUAAUCUCAAGGCAGAUGCAAUUAUGGGAGCCUUUCUCCUGGACGGUGAGCUGGUAUUUGCCGUGAGAUUUAAGGGUCGCAAGUUACCCCAAUUUAUACAAGCCCAAGAAGUGCAUGUUCGAGCUCCCAUCUUAUAUAUUCAAUAUUAUGUAGCUAAUAUGAACUAUGACUAAUUUCAAUACUACAUAUACUUAUGCAGGACUUAGACAAUCAUACAUGAUUCGAAAUA
Molecule: messenger RNA, 556 nt
Organism: Drosophila innubila
Lineage: Eukaryota; Metazoa; Arthropoda; Insecta; Diptera; Drosophilidae
Exons: 4
Coding region: 45-500 (151 amino acids)
Cellular component (GO): nucleus
Source: RefSeq, a predicted model, not a curated record